This is a messenger RNA of Penicillium subrubescens, 648 nucleotides long. RefSeq lists its product as uncharacterized. The record is from RefSeq and is a predicted model, not a curated record. Bases 1 to 648 code for a protein of 215 amino acids. The transcript has a single exon. NCBI's taxonomy places the organism in Eukaryota, Fungi, Ascomycota, Eurotiomycetes, Eurotiales, Aspergillaceae.
AUGAUCAGGCUCGAGGCAACCUUCCACUUCAGCGCUACCUUCAACUUCGGCACAAAACCCUCCUACAAAGUGUCCGCCUGCCCUAGUACGUUCCCAAAGUCGGCAUACUUGGGUCCUACCUUCUGUUCCACACUGCUUGCGCAGUCAUCGCCUUACCCUGCCCGCAGUCCCAAUUACCGACUCCCCAAUCCCAGAGUCCUCUUCUACACAGUUGGAUUCUGUCUGCGCACGCUCUGCAACCUCUCGAGUCAUCGCCAUUCCCUCAGGAUUCUUCGGGAUCCGGCGUGUUAUCAGGAUCUUAUCCAGUUUCAAGCCCGCUGCCUCCGAGCAAUACCCAUCACCUACUCCGCGGUCCGACUUCAGCAACGAUCUUCCCGAGCCCGUGUCGUCGCAUUCUCGGACCGCACUCACGACUGUGUUGAUGCGAUUCGGAGUUCAGAAAAUUGGGACGGAGCCGCGCUUACUGAUUCGUUGUCGGUGCAACUACAAUGCCCCUGCUUAGCAGCCAACCCACGAGUGCGCAGUGUGGCGAUUGUGGACACUGACGGUUUCCUGGACAUGAGCGAUGCGGAUUUCGACGCUGCUGGCAAGAAUCGCGAAGACCUACUACUCGAGGCUGAAGAGAACCGCGCUCGUGUCAGCGAUUAA